Messenger RNA from Vespa mandarinia (Asian giant hornet), 4084 nucleotides. RefSeq names its product casein kinase I gish (gene gish). Gene Ontology annotation, biological process: protein phosphorylation. The record is from RefSeq and is a predicted model, not a curated record. Lineage: Eukaryota; Metazoa; Arthropoda; Insecta; Hymenoptera; Vespidae. Gene Ontology annotation, molecular function: ATP binding; protein serine/threonine kinase activity.
CAAAUCUUAUCCGUCUCCCCGAGUCGAGCGCGAGAGACGGGAGAGCGCAAACCUGUCCGCGAUCGUUUCGUCCGCAUCCGACUGGCCUUUCGGGGUAGCGUGUGCGCGUUCGCGCGAUCACCACGGAGGCACGGAGGACUGUUGUGCUUGUGGGAAAAGAUAUUACGCUUUGCCAUCGGUCAAAGGAUAAAGGAGGGAAAACGAAAGAGUGGCAAGGAAAGGAAAAAACAAAGAAAGAAAGAAAGAGAGAAAGAGAGAGAGAGAGAGAGAGAGGGAAAGAGGCACACGCUGGAAAGAACUCAACUGGCCGCACUCGAGCGUGUGCGUGUGUGCGCGCGCGCGCUCUGUGGGAUAACGGCGAUCAGCCGUACUCUGGUGACACGAGCCCAUGAACUCUUUCGCGAGCGACCGAAGAAUUCCUCCUCCUUCUUCUGCUCCCUUCCAUCCUCCCUCCCGUACGUAUAAACUUGGAUGAUUUCGCGCGUCUAAGCGUCAUCUCUCUUCCCUCUUUCAUUUUCACCGAGCCGUCCACACAUUUCUUCACUCUCGUUACAUCUAAAGGGAUACCAUACGUAACCGGAGAAAACGGGGGAGAAAGAGAGAGAGAGAGAGAGAAAGAAAGAAAGAAAGAAAGAGAUAGAGAGUGAUAUCGAGAAUCGUGUAAUAGUCGUGAUCUCGCACGCGGCUCGACCGCUUCCGUAAUGGAGGAACAGUCAUCGGUGUGUGUUGUCGUCGUCGUCGUGCGCAAGGAGGACGGUUGCCACGGCGAUGCUCGUCGGUGUGGCUGAAACCGGACGGAUUUUUUUUUUUCGUUUGGGAUCAACGUGCCUGGCCGGCCGGCCGGGUGACUGACAAGGACAGUGCGAAAAUUUGAUAUGGGAUCGUCCAGGGUCUUCGACUCGGCUCGGCCUCGCAACCGUCUGUGACAACCACUGGCCGCUUUGAGUAGUGAAAGAGGAAGAAGGAGAUAGUUAAGCUAGUUAUAGGAGGAAAGGAGAAGUGAGAGGAGGAACGUUCGAAGAUUAAAAUUAUCGUUAAAUCGUCGUCCUGUCAGGAUGCAGAAGAGAGACGGCAGGGAUGGCCGCGAGAAGGAGCUCGGCCGUGGCUCCGAUCGCGAUCAGCAGGACGCGGCGAAAAGGACCUCCCGUGGUAGUGGUAACGCCACGAGGUCCAAUGUCCAUUCCUCGAGGCAUAGUGUCACCUCUUCAUCCGCUGUGCUGAUGGUUGGCCCGAAUUUUCGGGUCGGCAAGAAAAUUGGCUGUGGUAACUUCGGGGAACUUCGACUCGGGAAGAACCUCUACAAUAACGAGCACGUAGCAAUAAAAAUGGAACCAAUGAAGUCGAAGGCGCCACAGCUACAUUUAGAAUAUAGGUUUUACAAAUUAUUAGGUACACAUGUCAAUAAUGUACGUGCAGAGGGUAUACCGGAGGUGUAUUACUUUGGCCCAUGUGGGAAGUACAACGCUCUGGUAAUGGAACUCCUUGGUCCGAGUCUCGAAGAUCUCUUUGACCUCUGUGGGAGGAGGUUUACUCUCAAGACCGUUCUUAACAUUGCCACACAACUCCUCCAUAGGAUAGAGUACGUCCACAGUCGACAUUUGAUUUAUCGUGAUAUCAAGCCAGAGAAUUUCUUGAUAGGACGAUGUACGACUAAACGGGAAAAGAUUAUUCAUAUAAUCGAUUUUGGAUUGGCCAAAGAGUACAUAGAUCUGGAUACGAAUAAACACAUACCGUAUCGGGAACACAAGAGUCUUACUGGAACGGCGCGUUAUAUGAGUAUCAACACCCACCUUGGAAAAGAGCAAAGCAGAAGAGACGACCUGGAGGCAUUAGGACACAUGUUUAUGUACUUCCUACGUGGUAGUUUACCUUGGCAAGGAUUAAGAGCCGAGACGUUAAAGGAACGAUAUCAGAAAAUUGGGGAUACGAAAAGGGCAACACCCAUUGAGGUUCUUUGCGAUGGACAUCCCGAGGAGAUGGCUACGUAUCUUAGAUACGUACGCAGGUUGGACUUUUUUGAGACACCGGAUUACGAGUACCUGAGGAAGCUCUUCCAUGAUCUCUAUGAGAGACGAGGCUUCGUCAACGAUGGCGAGUUCGAUUGGACCGGCAAGACAAUGCCACCCAACUUCGAGCAGCUCAGGGCAUUGAGACUGGCAGCACCUUCUCAUAUCAAGAAAAAUAAAUCUGAUAAGUCCACACCGGUUGGAUCGCUACAAACGGGCCACGAAAUCGUCGUGUCACCGAAUCGCGAUCGGCAUCCAACAACGUAUAAGGACGCGGCAGGUGGAGGGGUGGGAGGCGGGGGCGUAAAGGGGGUGGGAACCACAUGGCCAGACGCAGUGAAGCAAUCAGGAGCCGGUGGUACAUUGACACCUGCUGAUAGGCAUGGUUCCGUUCAGGUUGUUUCGUCGACGAACGGAGAAUUGGCUAAUGAUGAUCCAACUGCGGGUCAUUCUAACACGCCAAUUACCGCACCACAAGAAGUGGAUAUGAUCGAUGAAACCAAUGUUUGCUUCAUUUCCAGAUGCUGUUGCUUCUUCAAGCGGAAGAAGAAGAAAAGUGGAAGGCAGAAAUAACUGUCCGAUACCGUCGGUAUUGGGCGGUCAGUACAACAGUGCGCGAAUAAUAGUGCUGAUGGAUUUGGAGAUCGAGUCCCUGGAACGGCGAGAAUCUGCAAAGGCGGAAGAGACGGCGGGAAAGGUGGAGGCGAAGAUGGAGGUGGAGGUGGAGGUGGUGGUAGUGGUGCUCAAGAUAGAGAUACUACUACAACUACUGCUGCUGCUGCUGCUGUUGCUGUUACUGCUGUUACUGCUAUUGCUACUGUUGCUAGUACUACCGCCGUUACUACCGUCGCUGGAGCCACUGGAGAUCCUGAAAAAGAAGUUAUCACUCUCCUACGUGCUGGAAGUCGAUCGGCUUCGAGAGAUUCGGUGCUGCAUACCAACGUCACGUUGACACCCACGCCGACUCCGCCACCGUUUUCAAAUUGAGCCACCACAUAGCCAUUAUUAUUGCUGCUAUUAUUAUUAUUAUUAUUAUUAUUAUUAUUAUUAUUAUUAUUAUUAUUAUUAUUAUUAUUAUUAUUUUCUUCCUCUUUUUUUUUAUUGUCGACAUCUCCAAUGAUUUUGCCUUUUCCAUUUACUUGUACGGUUAUUAAUUAUUAAUUAUUAAUUAUUAAUUAUUAAUUAUUAUUAUUCAUUAUUAUUAUUAUUAUUACCUUAUUAUUAAUAUUAUUAUUGCUAUUAUUAUUAUUAAUAUUAUUAUUAAUAUUAUUAUUAUAAAGCACCAUUACAUACACAUUGCCAUCAUUGUCGUCGUUAUCGUCAUCAUCAUCGUCAUCAUCAUCGUCAUCGUCAUCGUUAUCAUCGUCAUCAUCAUCAUCAUCAUCAUUAAUAAUAAUAUCUCCGGUCAACGUACAUUUAUUAUGAACUUUGUUAUCAAUGUUGUCAGUGCUGACUGAGAAUAGCCACAAGCCGUCGGCUCUCUGACCAUUUCAAUAGAGAUAAGCGGUCAUCCACGUGUGUGUAGGAGUAAGGAAUUGACGUACCGAAGGUGAAAAGAAUGCGUUUGUGCCUACGACUCUCUUCUUGUAUUGCGAGUGGCAUUGUUUAUAUACGCCGUUAAUAUAAUGAUAUGUGAACGUGUCACGAUUGAUCAUUAUUAUUACGUAUUUAAAAUCUCGUCACAAAGUGAGAAAUCAAUGCUGAGCUCUCUCGUUGUAAUGGGAAACCUGAAAAUUAUCGAGCGUAGCGUAUUUCUCGUAAUGAAAAUUUACAUUCGUAUGAAGUCUGAUUAUAAAUGCGAAAGGCAUGAAACUGAAAUACGUUAGCAACAGCAACAACAGCAGCAGCAUUAACAUCCUACUUCAAUAAUUCCUAGAUGCACUGAACGGAGUGAAAAUAAUAUAUAUAUAUAUAUAUAUAUAUAUAUAUAUAUAUAUAUAUAUAUAUAUAUAUGUACACACACAUACAUAUACACAUACACAAAUGAGAGAAAUUUUUUUUCGUUUGUUUUUAUAGCAAUUGAAGGAGAAAUAUAUAAUGCGUUGUAUUGAAAGAAUAAACGUAAACGUGUAACUUAA